AUGGUCAUCGGAGAGUUCGCCGAAUCGCAAAGGAUACCGCCCGUCGUUGGGAUGACCAGCUGCGUCUUACCAGGUCCAGGUCGCUACCGGGUAACCGCGCUGCUGCUGCUGUUGGUGGUGGCCGGUCUCGUUUGGGCGAAACCGUCGCACUCAUCGCUGGAUGCCUCCGACCUGGCCGACAUCGCGCAGGUGGAGGACGAGGUGGCGCGCAUCAAGCGCUCCGGGAUCGGCUCCGGAAGCGGGUCCUUCGAUCUACUGUCCGGACUCAAGAAGACGCUACUGUCCGGGAUCGGGUCCGCGUCGGCCUCGCUGGUGGCCGGCAGCAGCAGCUCGUCGCUAUCGUCCGGCUCGGGCCACGCCAGCGGUGGUAGCAGCGGCGAUGGAGGCCACAGCUAUGGCCACAGCUCAUCCAGCCACUCGUACGAGAAGCCACACGUAAGCUCCCACUUCGAUGGCUGGUCGCUGAAGAAGUCGAUCCUGAACACGCUGUUCCAGGCGGUGAAGGCCAUCACGGGCGGCGUGACCGCCAUCAAGGGUCAGCUGAUCAAGGGCUCCGGCUACCUGGUGAGCGGGGCCGGCAAGCUAAUCGCGACCGGGGGCGAUGCCGUUACCGGCGUCGGCAAGAAGAUUGCGCUGUCGGCCCACCUGAUCCCACCGAAGCACGCGGCCCACCCGUUCGCCAAGCUGAGCGGCCUGCUGUCGUCCUCCUCGGGCGCCCUGUCGUCGUCCUCGUCGCCGUCCUCGUCCCACAACCACGAGGAGCACCACGAGUCGUCCGCCGAGAGUUACACCGACUACGCAGGACCUACGAGCUACGCAGGCACGCACGACUCUUCGCACGGCUCCUUCAGCAGCAGCGGACCGUCCGGACCGGCGUUCCACUCGCCACCCCACAAGAGCUCCCACAAGACGCCAUCGAUCAACUCGUACGGGGUCGAUCUCGACGACCACCACCAGCAGCAGCAGCAGCAUCACCACGGCGGUGGAAGCUACGUCUCGGGCGGCACCGGCGGCAAGUACAGCCACUCCUCGUCGGAUGUCGCCCAUCACUACCCGGUGCACGUCGGGGGCAAGGGGCACCCGGCGAACGUGGUCGAAGCGUCCGACGUGCUGCGACAGAUCCUCAACCAGAAGGUUGCCCCGGAGCACGCACCGAAGAAGGUCAUUGCCCAGUACGAGAUCCCGUCGGACUCGCAUCCGCCACCGUUCAAGCCGAUGAAGCACGGCUACCUGCCGCCGCACCCGCCGCCGCCGCCGUCAGGGUAUGGGCUGCCGGUCGGACUGAUCGACUCCGUCACGCACUCGCACUCGAUCACCACCUCGUUCGGCCACGCUGCGUCGCCGUUCCCGAGCUCGUACGACAUCUACCGCUCGAUGAGCCUGAAGCACGGCCACCAGGGCCCCGACACUGACUCGUUUUCGAGUCCGCGCUCGAAGCCACACGGUGCCCCGACGUCCGUGGCGUACGAACUGCUACCACCGAAGCCGGGCGCCACCGGGGGGGAGGACGAGUUCGUGCACAAUCAGCAGCUGCACGACCUGGCCAAGCACCUUGGCAACGGCAUCGAGGUGCAGAGGUCGCUGACGUACGAGAUCGAGGACCCGGCGCUCUCGAAGCACAAGCGCCGCUCGGAUGAAACCAGUGACACCAAUGACGACGAUAACGACGCAGCUCCUGCUGUUGCAGCUGGAAGUACCGAGACGUAG
Messenger RNA from Anopheles cruzii, 1707 nucleotides. Its product is annotated as putative lysozyme-like protein. The record is from RefSeq and is a predicted model, not a curated record. The coding region runs from base 1 to 1707 and encodes 568 amino acids. The transcript has 6 exons. Lineage: Eukaryota; Metazoa; Arthropoda; Insecta; Diptera; Culicidae.